Aspergillus wentii DTO 134E9 is the source of this 1650-nucleotide messenger RNA. RefSeq names its product MFS transporter. Bases 420 to 1466 code for a protein of 348 amino acids. The transcript has a single exon. The record is from RefSeq and is a predicted model, not a curated record. Gene Ontology annotation, molecular function: transmembrane transporter activity. Gene Ontology annotation, biological process: transmembrane transport. NCBI's taxonomy places the organism in Eukaryota, Fungi, Ascomycota, Eurotiomycetes, Eurotiales, Aspergillaceae.
UUGGCGGUUGUUUUUGCGAUCUUCACCGUAUGUCCAUCACGUACUCGAGUCACACAAGCUGACGUUUUAGGACAUCUUUCUCUAUGGAUUGGUAUGUCUCUUCCUGAAGAUGGAAUCAGGCUAAUGGAUAGAUUGUGCCUGUUGUUCCGACGGCUUUGCAACAACGAGUUGGGUUGUCUGAAGAUGAUGGUGAGUUUUCUCUGCAAUCAAGAUGAAUCUAACAAUGUACAGAGCAGCGAUGGAUGUCGAUUCUACUGGGGCUAUACGGAGCCACCUUUCUCGCGGCAUCUCGUGAGUAGUUUCUAUCUGAUCUCUACCAGACUGACAGAAUAGCUCUCUCUGGCUAUCUGGCCGAUCGCAUCCAAUCCAGACGAGGCCCUCUCAUCCUAGGCCUGGUAGCAUUGGGCGGUGCAACUGCCAUGAUCUGUGUGGGAACACAUAUCGCACUCUGGAUUGCCGGUCGAUUACUGCAAGGCGCAUCCGCAGCUGUCGUCUAUACUGUUGGGAUGGCACUGCUGAUUGAAACAGUCAGUAAGAAGGACCUGGCACAAGCGAUGGGAUAUGUCGAUCUGGCUUCGACGAUUGGGGUUUGUGCCGGUCCGUUGCUCGGGGGUGUCUUGUACGAGCGCUGUGGAUAUUAUGCUCCCUUUGGACUGGCAUUUGGCUUGAUUACGCUGGACAUUGUUUUGCGGCUGGCGUUGAUUGAGAGGAAACAUGCGCUGCGAUGGACGCAGCCUCAAUUGCCGUCGACAAGAUCGGAGAAGACAAUGGAGGAGAAUAUCACACCAGGUCAACCGGAGAAUCCGGAAGAAAAGACACGUCGCAAUCGGCUGGUGACGCUGCUCUCAUCGUAUCGCAUGAUUGUGGCCAUCUGGGUGUCUUUUGUCGUCUCGAUCGUGUUGACUUCCUUCGACAGCACCAUUCCCCUCUUCGUGAGAGACACGUUCCACUGGAAGCAGACAGCGCAAGGCCUCAUUUUCAUUCCACUGGCUAUUCCGCAUCUUUUCGACCCCCUGAUUGGCUUCCUCGUCGACCGAUACGGCUUUGUUCGACGAUAUGUCGCUGCAGGGGCACUUCUUGCAUCGGUUCCUCCCAUAGUUCUUCUCCGUGCCGUGACGGAAAACACCAUGCACGAUAAAAUCAUCCUCUGCGCUCUCCUCGCCUUGAUCGGCCUCUGUCUGGCUCUGCUGGCACCGCCGAUCAUGGUCGAGGUGUUCUACACCAUCCAAGCCAAGGAGGAGGAAGAUCCUCGUAUUUUCGGCACAGGUGGCGCCAUCGCCUUCUCGUACGGCCUGAUGAACGCGGCCUUUGCGGCAGGAAGCAUCGCCGGGCCGUUUUUUGGCGGUUUCAUUAAGGAUGAUGCGGGCUGGGGCACGAUGGGCUGGGCGAUCGCGUUGUUGAUGGGUGUUUCGGUGGUGCCAACCUUGCUGUGUCUGGGGGGAUUGUGGACGAAGAGAAGCAUCUGAAUGGACCGUGUUUAAACUGUUUGUGGCUUAAUCUCCGGUGGUGGAUGUUUUUCGCACGGGGCAAUUUCGGGGAAUUUAUUGGAUUUAUUGUGGAGCGAAUCUUGUUGUCACGAACCGUUGAAUCGGUAUAAUAGGGGUUGAUGUCAUGAGAUAUUUCUUAUGCUCGCCACUAUCACUUCACUCC